AUGAGCACCCUGUUUGGGAACCGUUCUGGCUCGGUGCCGUCGCCUGGUCCCGGGAACGUUCCGGGCACCGAGUCCAACGUUGGGCGCUUCCUCCCCGGAAGAGCCCGCCUUCCACCGCGUGUUCCCACCGGGCCCUCAGUUCCAGAAAGUGGGGACGGAACCCCCAUCCCGGCUGCACGUGCCCCGCACGGAGCCCCGACAGUGAAUCCAACCAGCAGCGCCCUGCGGAGUCGCCCGGGGGCCCGGCCGCGCCUCCCCGCUCGGGCCCCGCAGAUCCCGGUCCCCGGGCCCCGGCACCGGGGUCCGAGCGGGCCGAGCGCGGGUGAGGAGCCCGCAGGCCCCGCGCCGCCGCCCCAGGCCAGGCCGCGCCCCGGCCUCUCCCCGGCGGCUGCGGGGCCACAAAGGCGGCGGCGCGGCCCGGCGCGCGGCGGCCCCGGAGGCCGAGGGUCAGGCGGGCGGCGGCGGAAGCAGGCCUCGGCCCUCCCCGCCGGCUCCCCGGACGCCGCUCCCCGCCCGCCGGCCCGCGCCCAGGCGCAGGGCCUCGCGCCGCCCGGCCCCCGGGCUGCACCGGCCUCCUCCGGGCCCGGCCCCGCCGCCCCGGGAGCAGCGCCCCGCGCCCGGCCGCCCGACCGCGGGGGGCCGGCGGACGCCCAGCCCGGCCCCGACCCUGCCCCGCAGACGCUCACCGGCCGCGGCGGCUCCGCUUCCUCGCCCAGCGCCGGCGCGACUGCGGCGCUCGCGCAGGCGGGCGUCCGGCGCGGGGACCCGGGCGCGCCGGGGGCGGGAUCGCGCCGGGGGCGGGGGGCGGGGGCGGCGUGCGCCCUGCGGCCCCCGGGCUGCCCCGCACCUCGGCGGCCCCGGGCCCGCCCUCCCGCGCCCCCGCCCCCGCCGCGCUCCUCCCGGCGGCUGCGCCUCGGAUCCCGGUCGGUCCCCCCACUCCGCUCCCCGCCUGCGGGCCCGGGCCACCGGGGUCGGGACCCCGCCGGCCCCCGGGCCCGAGGCUCGCUCACCUGUAGCUGCGACCCGGGCCUGUCUCCGCGGGGAGGGAGAGGCCCGGGCGCCCGCGGGAAGCCCUGCCCGCACCUCCUCGGGCUAAUCGCGAACUGA
Molecule: messenger RNA, 1107 nt
Organism: Artibeus jamaicensis (Jamaican fruit-eating bat)
Lineage: Eukaryota; Metazoa; Chordata; Mammalia; Chiroptera; Phyllostomidae
Product: basic proline-rich protein-like
Exons: 3
Coding region: 1-1107 (368 amino acids)
Source: RefSeq, a predicted model, not a curated record